UUGGCUGUCAACAUGCGUCUGAGUUCAUUGUUGUGUCUUUUUGUCGUUUUUUCUCUCUCUCAGGCUAGGCGUGGUAGGAAGCGAGAUUCAGAUGAAGAUAGUAGAGAAGACAUUAGUCAUAGUGUCAUAAUACAUCCUAACGGAACAAUUGAAUAUAAGAAGCAUUAUGUGCUCCUGUCGGCAAAGAAGACACUCAAUGACUUAGCGAACAGACCACAGCGAUUGACGGGAUCAAAAACCAAAAAGUCUGAGCAAGAAGCAAGAAAAAUAGCAGGGGAAGCCAAAAAGCUCUUUGCCAAAACUGUGAAAAAGGUAUUUACAUAG
Molecule: messenger RNA, 324 nt
Organism: Leguminivora glycinivorella
Lineage: Eukaryota; Metazoa; Arthropoda; Insecta; Lepidoptera; Tortricidae
Exons: 6
Coding region: 13-324 (103 amino acids)
Source: RefSeq, a predicted model, not a curated record